CACUGGCGAGGAUGUUGACCUCGAACAUCUUCCAGACAUGUCUCCGGACACGGCCACACACUCGCUACUCCUCUGUUCUCCCCGCUCGUCUCUGGUCUUUGCGUAGGAACGCCGCCACCGCUGCUGCUGUCAAACCCGCAGAGGCCCCGGAGGAGCUUGUCAAGGAGUACCCGGUCUACGAGCUCUCGGAGGAGGACAAACGGCGGCUCAAGUUCCAGCGGAACAUCGGUGUCUCGGCGCAUAUCGACUCUGGCAAGACGACGCUGACGGAACGGAUAUUGUAUUACACUGGUCGUAUUCGGGACAUCCAUGAGGUCCGUGGACGUGACAAUGUCGGUGCCAAGAUGGAUAGUAUGGAACUCGAGCGGGAGAAGGGCAUCACUAUCCAGAGCGCGGCGACGUUUUGCGAUUGGGUUGCCACUAAACCGACAUCUGGCGACAAGGAAAAGUACGCUAUCAACAUUAUUGACACACCAGGUCACGUCGAUUUUACUAUCGAAGUAGAGCGGGCUCUCCGUGUCCUGGACGGUGCUAUCCUCGUUCUUUGUGCCGUAGCAGGUGUGCAAAGUCAGACUACUACGGUCGAUCGGCAAAUGCGGCGGUACAGCGUUCCCCGGAUAUCGUUCAUCAACAAGAUGGACCGACCCGGGGCCAACCCAUGGCGCGUCAUCAACCAAAUCCGGCAGAAACUCAAAAUCAGUGCCGCAGCGGUACAGGUUCCCAUCGGCGUUGAGGAUGGCUUGCGCGGUGUAGUCGAUCUCGUGCGCUGGAAGGCUAUCUACAAUCAGGGCGAGAAGGGCAUCAAGGUCGUCGAGUCGGACGACAUCCCGGCUGAGGUUCUGGACUUUGCCAAGGAGAAACGCCGCGAACUCAUCGAACAGCUCGCGGAAGUCGACGAGGAAAUGGGCGAACUCUUGAUCAUGGACGAGGACCCCACCACCCAGCAGCUCGCCGACGCCAUCCGCCGCGCCACCGUCAGUCUCAAGUUCUCCCCUGUCUUCCUCGGUUCCGCGAUCAAGAAUACCGCGGUCCAGCCUAUGCUGGACGGCGUCUGCUCUUACCUCCCGGAGCCCUCGGAGUCGAAGGUUGUCGCCCAUGACACGUCGCUGCCAGCAUCCGCGCCCCAGGUUGCGCUCCAACCAGCCUCCGCUGCUCCUCUCGUCGCUUUGGCGUUCAAGCUCGAGGAAGGCCGCUUUGGCCAGUUGACGUACAUGCGCGUCUACCAGGGCACCAUGCGCAAGGGCCAGUUCAUCUACCAUGCGCGCUCUGGCAAGAAGGUCAAAGUUCCCCGUCUGGUGCGCAUGCACAGUAACGAGAUGGAGGACAUUCAAGAAAUUGGCCCCGGUGAGAUCUGCGCGAUCUUCGGUAUCGACUGCGCGUCCGGCGACACCUUCACGGAUGGCUCCACAAGCUUCUCUAUGACGAACAUGUUCGUGCCAGAGCCAGUCAUCUCGCUCGCACUCAAGCCCGUCGGGGCGGAGACACCUAACUUCUCGCGUGCUCUGAACCGCUUCCAGAAGGAGGAUCCCACCUUCCGCGUCCACAUCGACAAGGAGAGCAAGGAGACCAUCAUUUCCGGUAUGGGCGAGCUGCACCUCGAGAUUUACGUCGAGCGCAUGAAGCGCGAGUACAACGUCGAGUGCACGACCGGCAAGCCGCGCGUCGCGUUCCGCGAGACGAUCACGCAGCGCGCGGACUUCUUCUACACGCACAAGAAGCAGUCUGGCGGUGCUGGCCAGUAUGCGCGUGUCAUCGGCUUCGUCGAGCCGAUGGCUAUGGACGAGGAGACGGGCAAGGACACCGAGUUCGUUAACCAGGUCAUGGGUGGCAACAUCCCCUCGAACUACAUACCUGCCUGCGAGAAGGGUUUCUUCGAGGCGCUAGAGAAGGGCUCGCUCUCGGGCAAUGCCGUCUGCGGCGCACGUCUCGUGCUCAACGACGGUCUCGCCCACUCGGUCGACUCGUCCGAGCUGGCCUUCAGGCUCGCGGUCAUCGGCGCGUUCCGUGAGAUCUACAACGCUGCGCGGCCGAUCAUCCUCGAGCCGAUCAUGACCGUCGAGGUCGUCGCGCCCUCCGAGUUCCAGAGUGCUGUCAUCGGUGGUAUUAACCAGCGUCGCGGCACGAUCAUGGAUAGCGAGGUCCGCGAGGAUGAGUUCACGUGCGUUGCGGAGGUCGCCUUGAACGACAUGUUUGGGUACUCGAACCACCUCCGCGGUAUCACCCAGGGCAAGGGCGAGUUCAGCAUGGAGUACAAGACCCACCAGCCGGUCAUGCCGCAGGUCCAGGCCGAGCUCGAGACGGCGUACAAGAAGACGCUCGGCCAGCCCAAAAAGUAAACGGAGCAACCCUCUGCUACAUGCGUGCACGUCCGUUCUUAUAGACGACUUGCAUACGCUGCGCGCGUAUGCUCCCAUCUGCCCCCAUUAUCCCCGCUCCGCCCUCGCAUACAUAUUACGCUCUCGCACAACCUUACGGAUCUCGUAUAAUCACGCAUAGACUCUUGGGUACAUCCGACGCCAUAACAAU
Messenger RNA from Trametes versicolor FP-101664 SS1, 2526 nucleotides. Its product is annotated as elongation factor G mitochondrial. The transcript is spliced from 10 exons. The record is from RefSeq and is a predicted model, not a curated record. Gene Ontology annotation, molecular function: GTP binding; GTPase activity; translation elongation factor activity. Lineage: Eukaryota; Fungi; Basidiomycota; Agaricomycetes; Polyporales; Polyporaceae. Gene Ontology annotation, biological process: mitochondrial translational elongation. Gene Ontology annotation, cellular component: mitochondrion. The coding region runs from base 12 to 2336 and encodes 774 amino acids.